Aspergillus novofumigatus IBT 16806 is the source of this 2344-nucleotide messenger RNA. Its product is annotated as amino acid permease GAP1. The transcript has 4 exons. The record is from RefSeq and is a predicted model, not a curated record. Gene Ontology annotation, biological process: amino acid transmembrane transport. Gene Ontology annotation, cellular component: membrane. Gene Ontology annotation, molecular function: amino acid transmembrane transporter activity. Lineage: Eukaryota; Fungi; Ascomycota; Eurotiomycetes; Eurotiales; Aspergillaceae. Bases 429 to 2159 code for a protein of 576 amino acids.
UUCCCCCGUCCUAGGGAACAGCACGCCAAAGCGUAAGCUGUCGGCCAGUAAGCCCAACCACAGAUAUCCCGACUCUUGGUAUCUAUCUAUCUGUGUGGCGCCUGGGUGAGGGGACCUUUCCUUUGCUGCGAAAGCGUUCUUCGUAUCUGGACACUAAAGAGGCAAAAAUGAUUAUUGUCUUUGAGACUAGUCUACCUAACCUAGUGAGAAUGUGAUCAUCCCAUAGACAGCCCUCGUUUUCAAUUAUUUAUACCGACCCAUCUGCCUCUCCCUCGUCAUUCACUCAGACUAAAUAGUCUGUCUGCAUUGAACGCUAGACAGUACAUUCCUAGUCUCCAUCUUGUAUCAAUCUACUCACCUCACUCCUUUUCACUUAUCCUACCCCUUCAUGUCACAUUUAUCUUCGCUUCAUUAACGACUACACAAUCAUGGAGAAAGAUUCUAUUGAACCUAAGGCGGAGCCUAUGGUGUCCGACCCUCCCCCAAUCUAUGGUGAAACAGAGACUACCAAAGGAAGCAUGAGUCAGCGGAUAUGGGACAGCUUCAAGAGGGACCCUAACGCGCAUGUUACGGCGCACACCUCUGGAUCGAAUGGCGGGACAUUUGACCUCGAACAGGCUGCGCAGAAGACCGCAAACUCUCCUCUGCAACGCAGUCUGAAGAACCGUCAUCUGCAGAUGAUUGCCAUUGGUGGUUCCAUUGGUACUGGUCUCUUCGUCGGUUCUGGAAAGGUUUUGUCCACCGGUGGUCCGGCAUCUGUGCUGAUUGCUUAUGCCUUGAUCGGUUGCAUGCUUUACUGCACUGUGCAUGCGCUGGGUGAAAUGGCCGUGCUGUUUCCCGUCGCUGGUUCUUUCGCGCACUACUCAACCCGUUUUAUCGAUCCUGCUUGGGGUUUCGCUAUGGGUUGGAACUAUGCUCUCCAAUGGCUGAUCGUCUUGCCCCUGGAAAUUGUCGCUGCGUCUAUCACAGUUGAUUACUGGGAGUCGAGCAUCUCGAAUGCCGCUUGGGUCGCCAUAUUCUGGGCUGUCAUCGUGGCAAUCAACCUGUUCGGUGUCAAGGGUUAUGGUGAAGCCGAAUUUGUCUUCUCGCUCGUCAAGGUCAUCGCGGUUAUUGGUUUCAUUAUACUUGGUAUUAUUCUGAACUGCGGUGGAGGCCCAAGGUACUGGCACUCGCCGGGUGCCUUCCACAAUGGUUUCAAAGGUCUCUGCAGCGUCUUCGUCAACGCUGCAUUUGCGUUCGCUGGUACUGAGUUGGUCGGUCUCGCUGCGGCUGAGACUGCGAAUCCUCGCAAGUCCCUUCCAACUGCCGUCAAGCAGGUUUUCUGGCGUAUCUGUCUGUUCUACAUCGUCUCACUCACUCUGGUUGGCCUGCUCGUUCCGUACGACGACAAGCGGCUCUUGGGCGAGUCGAGCGCGGAUGCCAAAGCCUCCCCGUUCGUCAUUGCGAUCAAGAAUGCCGGAAUUUCGGGUCUUGACUCCGUUAUGAACGUCGUCAUCAUGAUUGCUGUCUUGUCCGUUGGUAACUCCUCGGUUUACGGCUCCUCGCGUACCCUCGCGGCUCUGGCCGAGCAGAGGCAAGCACCUCAGUUCCUCGCGUACAUCGAUCGUAAGGGACGUCCUCUUUUUGCCAUUCUUGUCGCAUCGGCCCUGGGCUUGCUCGGAUUCCUCGCCGCAUCUAGCAAGCAGGGUGAUGCGUUCACGUGGAUGAUGGCUAUCUCGGGUCUUUCGUCCAUCUUCACCUGGGGCUCCGUUUGUUUCGCCCACAUCCGCUUCCGUAAAGCCUGGAAGGUGCAGGGCCACAGCUUGAACGAGCUCGCUUUCCAGUCUCAGGCGGGUCUUGUCGGCUCCUGGAUCGGGUUUAUCUUCAAUCUUCUUGUGCUGGUUGCCCAGUUCUGGGUCGGCUUUUCACCUAUCGGUUACAGCGACAUGACUACAGGCGAGCUGGUCGAGAGCUGGUUUUCCGUCUACCUGGCCGCGCCUGUUGUUCUUGUUUUCUACGUCGCUUACAAGUUCUAUUACAAGACGCCCUUCCUGCGUGCUAAAGACAUGGACUUGCACACUGGUCGUCGGGAGUUGGAUAUCCAGCAUCUGAUUGAGGAGGAACGUGCUGAACAGGCCGCUUGGCCUGUAUGGAAGAAGGUUUAUAAGACCUUCUGCUAGAGAUGAUGUGUAGUUCAUAGAAGCUCUCUUCUCUGAGACACGCGUGACGUUCUUGCGGUGUUUUUAAUUUUCAUUUCAGUUUCUGUACAUUCAUGAUGUCACUCUAUCUCGGCUUUGACAGCCUCAAUCCAUGACUGUGUAUCGGGAAAAUAAAUCCGAUAUUGCAGAUCAAUCCAAUCAUCAAG